CCCACCACACCAUAAGCUACGUUACAAAUUAUGUUAGUAAGUCGCCAGAACUGCGGGCAAACCAGCAUGUGAAGUGAAACGAUCAGGUUCUAGUUAGUGGAAGACAUACAGGCAAUUAUAAGUUUUACCUUUAUUUCAAGAAAGAAGAACAUGCUUGUGGGUUUACUGCUAUUCGCCAGCUGUGCCAAGAUGAUGUACAAGUAGCUAGCUGGCUAACUCAGAGAUCGGGAACAAGUGGAUAAAAUACACUUGAUGAAGCAAUCUUGAGCGUUGUGACUGUUGGACACAAAACUCCAGUGGAUUAUUCACGACUCUUACUGAACCUGGAUCAGCCCCCCGCCCACCCCCCUCUGAGAGGGGUGUGAUUUGACUGGCUUCCCCAGGCGUCCGUGUCCAAUGUCCUUGAAAGACGAUGUGCAGGACCCGGACAGGACUCUGUGUUCAGUAGACCAAGUGAGUGGCACCGGCGGCCCCCACAGCCCCCCGACCCCCGUCCUGAGCCGCGCCCCCAGGCCGAGAUGAAGAGCGUGGCGUCGUGGUCGGCGGAGGAGGUGUCCCGCUGGCUGGCGGAGGAGGGCAUGCCGGAGUACUCGGAGUCCGGCGUGCGUCUGAGCGGCCGCGAGCUGCUGCAGCUGACGGAGGCCGACUUCCAGGGGCCCCCGCUGAUGCUGGUCUCCUCGGACAGCGGCCGGCGGCUGCUGGAGAAGGUGGAGACCCUGAAAAUCGAGCACCACAUCGAGGCGCACAAAAACGGCCACGCCAACGGCCACGCGGUUGCCAUGGGCGAUGGGCACGAUCGCGGCGCCGGCGGUGAGGCCAAGCGGAACGGGGCCAUCAACGGGUUCCACAAGGAGAGGGAGAUGGUCCGGAUCUCCAUCCCGGAGCCCAAGCGGUCGUCCUUUCCCAUGGAGUGGGGCAAGACGGGGCUUUCCUUCCUCUACGCAGUGUGCUGCUUCGUGUCCACCACUGUCAUCAUCUCCAUCGUCCACGAGCGCGUGCCCCCCAAGGAGGAGAGCCCGCCACUGCCGGACAAGUUCUUCGACAUUUUCAACAGGGUGGAGUGGGCUUUCUCCAUAUGCGAGAUCAAUGGCAUGCUGUUGGUAGGCCUGUGGCUGCUACAGUGGACAUUACUAAAAUACAGAUCCAUCGUCGGGCGGCGGUUCUUCUUCAUCGUUGGCACGCUGUACCUGUACAGAUGUGUCACUAUGUAUGUCACCACUCUCCCUGUGCCUGGAAUGCACUUCAAGUGCUCUCCCAAGCUUUUUGGAGACUGGGAGGCCCAGAUGCGCAGGGUGAUGAAGAUGAUCGCUGGGGGAGGCCUGUCCAUCACCGGUUCUCACACCAUGUGUGGGGACUACCUGUACAGCGGCCACACCGUCAUGCUGACGCUAACCUAUCUCUUUAUCAAAGAGUAUUCCCCGAAAAGAUUCUGGUGGUACCACUGCAUCUGCUGGACUCUGAGCGCUGUGGGGAUCUUCUGCAUUCUGCUCGCACACGACCACUACACUGUGGAUGUAGUGGUAGCUUACUACAUCACUACACGGCUCUUCUGGUGGUACCACACCCUGGCUAAUCAGCAAGUGCUAAAAGAGACCUCACAGAACAACCCCUUCUCAAGGGUCUGGUGGUAUAGACUAUUCCAGUACUUUGAAGAGAAUGUCCAAGGCGUCGUCCCUAGGAACUACCAGCUGCCCUUCUCAUUGCAAGCGGUGGCGUGGAGCCGUGUGAGAUACAGCAGGAUUGACUCGGAGUGACUGGGAGAACCGCCUCGAGUGCUGUCUCCCCUCGAAGAAGACGCCAUAGCCGGCUCUUCGUAGCUCCUUUUACCUGGAGCGGUUCCCUUUUUUCGACAUAUCCCAGUCAAGCUGGUCAGCACUGUGACUUGUGUUUUCUAAAGCAUUUCAUGAUGGAAUGGAUCAGUGAAAGCACUGUAAGCGCUACUUCCCUCAAUGGAUUUUGUGUUGUGAGCAUUAGCAAGUGCUCCAUGGUAGGGCUUACAAGCUUUGCAAAUUUUUCAUGAAAUUAUGAUUGAGUUGCUCAAGAAUUGUCUGGA
This is a messenger RNA of Megalops cyprinoides (Indo-Pacific tarpon), 2053 nucleotides long. RefSeq names its product phosphatidylcholine:ceramide cholinephosphotransferase 1-like. Gene Ontology annotation, molecular function: protein binding; sphingomyelin synthase activity; ceramide cholinephosphotransferase activity. The record is from RefSeq and is a predicted model, not a curated record. Gene Ontology annotation, biological process: sphingomyelin biosynthetic process; ceramide biosynthetic process. Gene Ontology annotation, cellular component: endoplasmic reticulum membrane; Golgi membrane. The transcript is spliced from 6 exons. The coding region runs from base 519 to 1754 and encodes 411 amino acids. NCBI's taxonomy places the organism in Eukaryota, Metazoa, Chordata, Actinopteri, Elopiformes, Megalopidae.